AUGAUGGUUGUUGUUGUUAUUGCGAUGUUAAGUGGAUCAUUGUUGUUCCGCCGCGGCGUUUCAGUUGCUCGACUCCGCCCGAAGGACAACAACCCGCCUUCUUUACAUGCUGGGCUUUGGCUGACAAUGGCCUCCCAACUCGACAAACUUAGUAGUUUGACGCUACGAAACAAAUCGCGCCGACGACCUCAAAUUAGUGCGCCGCAGCCCAUCGCCGGCCCAACCCCGUCAGAAAGGAGACCCUCCGCCGCUCAGCCAGGUGGUGGUGGUGCUACAUCGGAUCUCGUCAAGCGUCGCUACUCUGCUCGAUUCAACCAGGUUCCCGACUCGACUCUUGAUGCUCCUCCAAUACCGAGUCUGCCGCCCGAUCUACAAGUGUUCAAGAAUCGCGAUGGGCCGUCCGCUAUCCCUGGGGGAUUGCAAGCUGGGCCGAGUGUCACGCUAGAGGUCGAUCUAAAAGCAUUAAAAGACCCUUCAUUGCCCGUUGAAAAAUAUGUGACCGGCCUCCUCGCCAAUGCCUCCGAAGAGGAGAUUCGAAACUACCAACAGAGCCUACGUAGGGUCAAAAACCGUACAUCGACGGAUUUGCAACAGAAUGUGUACCAAAACCGGACACAGUUUAUCAAAAUCAGCGAGGAAGCAGAAAAGCUCAAAGGCGAAAUGCGUACCUUGCGUACACUCAUGUCGGAGUUAACCACAACACUGGGCCAGACUCAUGACGCUACUGGAUCGAACCAGUUGUUGGCUGCUGAUGAUCGCGCGUCGAAGCGCAGUAACCGCAGCUCUGUUGCCAACCUGGAAAACAUGUGGAACAUUCAACUGCACACAUUAUGGAAGACAGUUGAAGGAUCCCAAAAGUUUCUACCAGCAAUUCCGGGUAGACACAUAGUCCUGGAAAGCGGCCACUGGGUAGAGCUUGACUCAGCAACGUGGAAACCACGUCGUCCGGUACAUAUUGUCUUGCUCAAUGAUCACCUGUUGGUUGCUGCCAAAAAGCGCAAGCGGAUCGACCCCAAUAGCCCCAGUCAGCAUCGUGGCCCAGCGCCAACCAAGUUGGUGGCGGAAGAAUGUUGGCAGCUUCAAGAUAUCGAUAUGAUUGAUUUGGGCGCAAAUCUUGGAUCGGGUGCUGCGCGCGCCGAAGCGGAGCAUAGGGGUGUGGCUCACGCAAUUAAUAUCCGUGUCGGCUCUCAGUCAUACACCUAUCGAUACGACCAACGCAACAGCACGGCAAAAAAUGAACUUCUGGCGACUUUCCGCAAGACAGUCGAAGAUCUCCGCAAAACGCUUCGGUCUGAAGUUGAGACGUCUGGCAGGGCAGGUGAUGCGUUACGUACUCUUAGCCAACUGGAAGGACACCGUAAAUCUGGGAUAUUCGAUAAUCCCGAGAGCUUUAAAGACAAGGCCGAAGUACGGAUCGAUGUGGACGGUAAACAGCAAAAUCUGCGGUGGGUUGAAGGGCAGAUCGACGAGCUUGAUAUUGACAUUGCUCUACAGCACUUUGAGGAAGCUGUCUCUAGCGUCGAACGACUCAGGAAGCUCGCUCGCGGUCUGAAAGGAAACACAUUCGCCCAAGACGUCAUCAACCAGAAAGUGGACGAACGAGCGACCAAUCUCGCCAGCAUUCUAUCUCGUGCCUUGGUUGACAAGCACUCGUUCCUAGCUGCCACAAAGACGCACGUCGGCUGGCUUGCCCGUCUAGGCUUCGAAGAUCGCGCUCGCGAAGCCUACCUCCGCGCCCGAUCAGAAGUGAUCCACAAACGCGCACGCCAAUGCAUCUUCGAAGGCGACCUUCCACUGUACAUUUUUCAAAUCUCCUUCGUCUACUUCACACUUGUGAAAAACACCAUCAGUAUAUAUCAACAAUGCUUCCCGCCCAUGAUGACUAGCGCCAGUAUCAAAUGGGCAAAGGAGCAUUUGGACCAGUUUAAUGCCAUCCUUGUCAGGCAGUUGAGUAGUGUACAGCGCGGAACGAAGGUUUGGCAGAAAUGCAUGGAUACCCUUGACGAGCAGGCGGCGUUGUUGACGGAGGUUGGAGUCGAUUUUAGUGAUUUAAUUAAGAGGGGUCUUGUUGAGAUGGAGAAUAACGGAUCAGGGGGAGCGGACCUUGGAGAGCCGGGGGAUGCGGAGGGGCAGUGA
Molecule: messenger RNA, 2136 nt
Organism: Talaromyces amestolkiae
Lineage: Eukaryota; Fungi; Ascomycota; Eurotiomycetes; Eurotiales; Trichocomaceae
Exons: 4
Coding region: 1-2136 (711 amino acids)
Biological process (GO): intracellular protein localization; Golgi to plasma membrane transport; exocytosis
Cellular component (GO): exocyst
Source: RefSeq, a predicted model, not a curated record